Molecule: messenger RNA, 879 nt
Organism: Plasmodium coatneyi
Lineage: Eukaryota; Apicomplexa; Aconoidasida; Haemosporida; Plasmodiidae
Product: KIR protein
Exons: 2
Coding region: 1-879 (292 amino acids)
Source: RefSeq, a predicted model, not a curated record
AUGACAAAAGGAGCGUUGUGUAAUGUGAAUGAUUUACCUUCGAAACAAAUAUAUCAAAAAUUCGAACAGAAGAAUGGCAAAACUAAAUGUCCACAGUGCAAUUCUUGGGCUGAUGGAAUAACGAGUAUUUUAGAAGAUAAAUUAAGGGACGAAUGGGAAGAUUGGGAGUACGCUACGGAAAUUGCCCAAGCUUGGUGUUUAAUAUCUAAGUUAAACACAGAGGAGAAGCAACCAUCAUCACCAUGCAAAGAGAAGCUGUGUAACUUCUUCUAUUUUUGGUUAGGAGGUACAUUAUGUCAUAGGUUGAAACCAAGUACUUGGUUUCAGGAUACUAUGCAAGAAAUCUACACUAAAUUAAAGGGCUCCAACGUCCAAUGUGAAUAUAUACCUAUUGACGGUACUAUUGACAGAGACCUUUUCAAGUAUAGAAAAAUAAUAUUCGAUUAUUAUUAUGACUAUAAAACUCUGAAAGAGCAACUAAAGUAUCCUCCAUCUGAAGUGUCUCCCUGCAAAGUGAAAUAUGAUGCCUACCUACAGGAUGUUGAAGACGCUCAUAAGCAGGUAGAAGCAAACUGUGGAAGGACCUCUAAGGAUGAAUACUGCAACAACUUUUGGAAUAAGUUCAAGAAUAGUAAUAUCCCAAAGCCACCAGAUUUGAAAAGUAACAUAAUGAAUGGGGAGGACAUUACGGAGGACGGAACCGAUGUGCUUAGGUGCUUAACACAGUUGUCUUCAGCAAUUACUGAAUUAUCGAGGCAGGAAGAAACGUCAGCCUCCUUAGGUACAAUCUCCUCCACUGCCAUAUCCUCUGCACUGGGCACAGUAGGAGUGGCAGCACUACCUAUAGUAGCAUUUCUUUCCUAUAAAGUAAGUACAUAA